Messenger RNA from Durusdinium trenchii, 8819 nucleotides. The record is from the annotation of a GenBank genome assembly. Lineage: Eukaryota; Dinophyceae; Suessiales; Symbiodiniaceae.
UGUUGAUGGGUAGUAUGCGCUGGGAGCUUGUGCCAUGGCAAUGAUCAAAACAUGUGCGGGGCAAAGGCUUGCUUGAGGCUGUUGGCUGCAUGGCAGGAUGAUUCCUGCAAAUGACCAACGUCAACAUCGGCGUUUAGGCCUCCUGCAGUGCGCGUUGCGAAGGUGCGCGGUGGUCUUGCGGAUUGGUUUGGCAUUGAGCAGCUUGAUUUUGUUGAUCACCGUGGGUGGUAGUGAGGAUACAGUGGUGAAUUGCACGGUCCUUGGCUUGUGCGUAGGAUUGGGUGUGGGCGCAGCUUUUGGAGUUUGGUCGCUUCUGAUAGCCGUGAAGCACUGGUGCCAUCCGAUAGCUGAUCCCAGUGGACACAUUUGGCAAUACUUCCUGCACUUGCUUUGCGUUUGGGCUGGUGUGUUCACGUUUUUCGCCUUCGUGAACUUGGCCCCGAUUUUUCUGGUGCAGACCUUGGCUUGCUUGGCAGCCGCUUCCUUUGCUCUGACAGUUGGGAGUGUAUUGCUCCGGACUUGGUGGAGUUUGGCAUUGGUACCUUAUUGGGCUGAACGCUUUGGGCUUUUGGUCAGCAUUGCUGCAUGGAGUUUUGCAUACGUGGUGCUGCUUCUUCAUCGCGAAGUUAACGACCAUUUCGCAGGGCUUUCUGCACGAUUGAGUCGUGAGGAGCACUUGGUCCUUUUCAGCUUUGGAGGCUUUCUCAUCAGUGCCGCAGCAUGGUUCUUGGCACUGCUAUUGCCAUGUGGCCGUUGCGCCUUGCAAGGACGUAAAGUGGAAGUAAAGGAAGAGAGCAUCAGCAGAUAUCCUUCGAAGGAGGAACCUGUCCAAGACGAAGCAGCUUUGGAGGUUGAUACAGUCGUGGAAAUCAACGAUGUUCCGGAAGAGGUGGAAGAGAGCGAUGCUGAUGCACGUGAACUCUCCUUGUCCGAAGACUUUCAAGACUCCACCGUGCAGCCGCUGCAUCCUGUCUCUCCAUCUGAUCUUCCGGGAGAAGUGUCUCCCACAUCGGAGGAGGAGAAACAAGUUGCAAAACCAUUGUCUGGUGGAUCGACCGCUGCACCGUUCCCGUUUCCGAGGGGCCCUUCCAGGCCCCGCAGGCGCGAAGAAGCCUGGGGAUCACCCACACGGGGACGUGUGCAGGGGACAGGCCUUUCAGCGGUGCCAGAGGGUGACGAAGACACCGUGGAAGGAGAGCUGCAGGAAGUCUCCCCAGUGCCCCGCUGGAACAUCCAAGCCUUUCUGAGCAACGCUGGCCCAGCCAGACCUCUAGAGGCUUGCAGCGAAGAAUCGGAGAUCUCGGAGGAAGUCUUUGAAACCGCCGCCGCGCCGCCGGAAGCGGCAGAAGCCGCGUGCCUUCCCGAAGCGGAUUCGCCUCAUGGCUUGCCAUCGCCCUGUGAGGAUUUGCCGGUCUCUGUGGUUGAGACCGCCAGCCCGGUGGCACGGCUCAGCCAAAGUGAAGCUCGCAAGCGCCAUUGGCGGAAAGUGCUACAGGCACCUCAAGCACUCGGUCUAGCUGACAUCUCUUUAGCUGAUGUUGGACGUGCUGCUGUAGUUUCAUUGGCUGCGCACGCCUGCGCUGGAUUGAUUUUGCUGUUAGGCGGUUACAUCUUUGUCGUGGUGCUGGCACUGCUGUCCGUAAGAGUCUUCUUCCUGCUGGCUGCAUGGCUGGACCAAGUUCAACUAUCAGAUCCUGAAACUUGUCAGGUAGUUGCUGAGCAGGCGGAACUCUCUCCGGAAAUGUCAGUGGCAUCGACAUCCCCCUCCAGCUCACCACUGGCAAAGGUGCCUGAAGCCUAUGCUGCUUCAUGGGGCUUCUUUCCUCCGGAUCGCCCCAAUGACGGUCCAGAUGCUGAGAGGCUCGGAGCUAUGCCGUCAGUGCAGGAGGAGCCAAGUGACAUGAGGGUAGAGCUUGGUUCAGGUCAUAUUGGAGAAACCGCUGUCGACCUCGUUGCCGGCGCGUCCGUUCCAACUGAUCAAAUUGAUCAAGGAGCUGAUGCUUUGAGAAAGACUGCACAGCAUGCUGAACGCCCCGGAGGUGCAAGGCCAGGACGACGCCGACCAGGUCCAGAAGCGCAACCGGGCAUCGACGACAACCUACCGGGUGAGUCACUUCAGCAGGAUCUGGACCGACCUCAGGCGUGGCAAGAAGGCCUUCAAGAUCUUCAAGAGAGCCGACUUGGCUUCAUCAGAGAGACUCCACAACCGGGUUUGCCCCACUUCCCUUCACCAUCGCCGCAGAGCCACACAUGGAACGAGAUCAUUGGUUCCACAGACUCUUCGACAGACAGAGGGCAAGGGUUUCUGGCACUUGCUCAUGAUGAGUCGAACUUGAUGAAGCAGUCUUUGGAUCGCCUUCGGAGCUCUCGCUGGGUGGCGGUCGCUGCUGGAAUGGGCACGGCUCUGGCCCUUGCACUUCUUUCUAUUCUUCACGCGCUCCUGCUCUUUUUUGUGUUUGUGUUCGACCUGGUCUUCAUUGAGAAGUAUGCAGUUUCCGGCUUGUCCCGGCAAUUCAUUCUUGCAGCCGUGAAUGCGACCUGUCUCGAUAGCCAGCGGCUCACCAGCUUGGGCUCCUUUGGGCCCUCGGAGUGUGCACGUCAGGUCAUGAGGUCCACCUCGCAUAGUGCCUUCUCCAUGGGCCUUUUGGGUGAUCAUGGUGCUCGUGCUUGCUAUCCACAGGAUGGCAUUUCAGAGGCCUCAUUCAUUGAUGUCUUUUAUGGUGGAGAGAAGGCGUUUUGCCCCUGGAUGCCCAGCCCUGGUUUCGACUUCUACGUGAUCGAAAAACAGCAGCCAUGUAGUGUGCUAGGCCGAGGGACCUCACUGAUCGUCAGCAAUGCGACGGCCUUUUCCCAUCGGAUCUCCGACGAUUUGCCGGAUGCAUUGGCAUCACGAUGCAGUUCUUGCAGCAGUGUUGUGCAGUCCAUCCUGGACGUCGCACGUGCCCUUCUUCGUGCAGAUGUUGUCUUACACCAGCUCCUCUCUGCCGCCACACCUGGUUUCCACCGCUUGGGAGCUGCAGCCUUCGCGUUGGGAGCUGCUGCGGCGAUUUUGCUUCUCGUGCUACUGGACGUGUUCUUUCUUCUGGCCUUGGGCCGCAAGGCUACGGCGUUGCGGCUGGGUGUGCCCCUUCUCCACUAUGCUGCAGCCAAUGUCCUUGGGCAGGUGCUGGAGCAGCUGGUCAUUCUUUUGCUACACUGCGUGCUUAUGGCUGGCAUGUCGUUCCAGCUUGAACUUGCACAUGACUUCUGGCCUGAACUCCAUUGUACUAGAAGCAAGCAACUAGUGGAGGGUGAGCACAAUGCUUGGCAUCAGACAGUUCAUUGGACUGGCACUGCGUUGGUAUUCUUUGCCGCUGCCAUUUCGCUGAUCCUGGCGGCUGCAUUGCUUGGAGGCUGCACCUACCGGUCGCACAACGUUCUUCCGCGUUGGGCUCUGUCAAUGGCAUGUCCUCAUGAUGCCAAACUGUCCCGCUUCACGGCCGGUCCUGCUUCAGAGUGCAGGCACGAGAUUUUGGCUGUGGACCCAGAGGUGUGUGGCUUCAAGGCACUGAUCCGACCGCUGCUGGGUGCUCUCGCAUCCCUUGGCAUGUGGCACCGGAGCACCAGCGUAGCAUUCCAGGUGGUGAAGCGACAGGAUUGGUACUUGCCCUCCAUGCCCGAUGACUCCAUUGGCUAUGUGUUUCCAUCCGACUGUGUCAGCUGGAUGAGUGUAGCAAGUGCUACUGUCAAUAGCUUGUCAAUCUCGUGGCUGUUGCUACCAUACGGCGCCCUUCCAGCGAGAGCCUCGUUGUAUCUCAACGAAUGCAUUCUUUGUGCAGCUGGAACCGAUGGUGGCAACUCUGCGGACGAGCCUGAUCAGCUUGCAAGCCAUGUUUUUGAGGAUACUGACCCUGCUUUGCACUUGGCACGAUGGGCUGCAGCCUGUGGGCAGUUGGUGACUUUGCUGCUUUUGCUCGCAGUGGAUUUCUUCAACGCCGAAAAGCGGGAGAGGCUCAUUUUCCAGCUCCUGCUUGCAGGGGCCUUCCUCAGCGCUUUGCGCGCGAUCAUGGCCUUGCUGCAGGGCAUCACCUGCUUCCUCCGGCGGCGAGGGUUGGUCUUUGCUUGCUGCAAGUUGUUGCAGGAGUCCCUGCCAGCUCGGGUGGUGCAGAGCUACACCCGUGCUCAGCAGAAGACGAUUCCAAGGUCUCGCAGCGAAGAAGAGGCAGACGCGCUGGGCAUCCAACCCUGGCGAGCAGGCCGGUUCUUUGGCAAGGCAUGCGACCGGGCCACUGCUCGGGUGCCCUUAAGGUCCUCUCCAGAACGAGAGGAAGAUUGCUUGUUUGGACUAACGAUCCACGAGCGCAAACGAGUUUUGGUGGCGUGCCGUGACUUGUUGCAGCUGGACUGGGUAAAGUCAGCUCACCUGCCGGGACACAUUCGGGGAAAGCUGGCCGCUGCGAGGAGCAGCCGCAGUCGCCGUGUGCGCUUGGCUGAAGCACUACGAGGUCGUCAAGUUGCAACUGGAUGGCUUUGUGGGGCUUUUCUAUUAGCACUGCGGGAGGUCGCUGAGGAGGACUUGUGCGCUCAAAAAUGCGCUGUGGAGGCAAAACUUGUGGCGUCCAAGCACCUUCGCCAGCAUUGCACGCUACAAGCCGCGAGGCUUCAAAAUUGGCUUCAAGCUCAUGCCAAGAGCCAAGCGGCUCGAUGGGCUUCUGCACUCUGGAACUCAGGUGCGGUUGGAGACAUCCUCGAAGCCAGCAGUCAAGAGCAAGAGGCCAUGAGCUUCGAAGAGGAAGGAUGGGGCAAGAUAGUGCAUGAGGAUGACAAGGACAACGCGCUGGAGGAGGCAAAGCAGCAAUCCACGCGAGCCACAGAGAAGUCGGAUGGCUUCAGUGCUCAGAGUUUAUCUUGCGCGAGCGCCAUGGCCAUGCGAUCAUCGCCAUGGAAAGCAACUGAUGCACCGCAAAGCCUCCGGAUGUUGUUUGCCGUGACGCAGCAGGGUCUGGUACGCAUCAGUGGCCAUUGGGCAGCUGGUGGCCGAGAGAUUUUGCCCGAGCAGCAGGCCAGCAUCAACAUCACGGCACAAGCGGAGGUUGUUUUGCAUUGGCCUCGCAACGGUGUCAGCUCCAGUGAUGUGCAGGUGGAGUUCAUUUCACAUCAGAUUUGGCCGUCCCUUCCGCCAAAGGAUGCCCAGUCAGGAAGCCCCAUGACAAAGCGCAACGAGCGACAUCAGAAAAGUGUUUGCAGGAGGCGCUUGGGAACUUCGAGGGCACAGCGGAAGGAGCUACAGUGGGAACACAGGCGAUGGGCAGGAUGUUGCACGAAGGCCCCAGCUGCAGCGGAAGAUGAUCGAAUGGAUUCGCUUUGGCGAGUUCAAUGCUGUGUCGAAUGGGGUGAAGAUGCGAAGGUGUCCGAGUGCGACUCGGACAAGGAUGCUGUACAGCUCUUCACAGAGCUUGGCUGCUUGAGUUGGGUGCCUCCGGUGGCUUUGCCUGCGCUGGAUCCUUCACAGAAGCUGCGUCCAAAGACCAUGGACAGCUGCAUGGCCGAGUCAAGCACGAGAUCCAGUCAGCUCUCUCAGCUUGGUGGCCGUGUUGCAGCACUCGUGGGCGGUGGACCCGCUGGCUUGUUGGGCCCUGUGGCCAAAGUGCCGCAGCAGGACCCUGCCCGGCUGCCAGAGGAACUUUGCUUGGCAGCUGAAGCAGCGGCAUGGACAGCUGCCUCCGCGGCGGCUGUGACGCCCAAGGUGACCAUGCAGAAGCUGGAGGUGGCCUUGAGAUGGAAUCCGCAGCAGCUUCCUGCGGCCUUUUUCGGCGCGCUCUAUGCUGGUGUUGGGGGACUGACUCAGGCCGAGCUCCGGCGUCAAUCCUGGCUCACCGCCGCGGCCGCUCGGAAGAUGCGGAGGAUGCACCAGGCACAGCUACGGUCUGCUAUGAUGGCUGCGGGCAAAUGUAGCGAGAGCUUGCUCUUUUGGACGGCCUGCCGGGAGAGGAAGCGUUGGCUACGCAACUCAGAGCGUGGCCGAAUGGGUUUGACCUUCCUGGGGCUCAAAGCAGCUGAUGGGAAGCUCCCGCAGGCGGGUGACGCAGCAGCAGAGAUGGAUGUUGCCGAAGGGAGCCAGGGAGCCACAAUCAUCCACAGUCUUGGACUUUGGCAUGAUCCAGUCAGUCCACACAGGACGAGAAGCCAAAGUCGCAGAAGUAGUGAAGGUAGCAUCACCGACCAAGUGACAGCAUUCUCAAGGCCCAGCACACCUCCAGUCAUCGUGACGGAAGUGGACGGGCCAGAUGGAAGCGAUGCGCCAGCAGGUGGUGCUCACUGGAGAAGCCUUUGCAAUUCCUCUCCAGUCCUUGGCGAAGGGCCAACUCACAAGUUCAAGGAGUUCAUGGACAAAGCUGCCAAGGACCCGGAUGUGUCAGAGUUGGCCAAAGCGCUGGAAGAGGCAAGACAAGGUGCAGUUCCUCCGUCCGAUCUUUUGAAGAUGGAGCAGUGUUUCGAACAGCUGAUGACGCUGGAGAGGGCAGCUUUGGGCCUUCUGGAAGCCGUCCAGAGCGGCAGUAUCAGGCAGCUCGCUUCCCGCCUCAGCAUGGCACGUGAGCUGGGCCUGGAGAACGGGGCUUUUCCAGAUGCCACAGGCACCGGCGUGGUGCAGCUUGCAACUGAUAAGCUUGAAGAGGAAAAGGCAGCGGUCCCCUUGCGGCUGGGUGCAGCCUUACAGGCCUUUGCUCGAAAGGACAAUAACAUCCUGGGUGUUGGAGUGAUUGCCUUGCAGCGCUGUAUUGAUCAGGCACGUGCAGCUGAGAUUCAGGACCACGCUAAGAUCUACAGGGUAGAAGCCAAGCUUCACUUGCUUUGCGAGCGCAAGCGCGAGAUUGCGCUCUUGAAGGCCGCCAUGGCAGUUGAGGACGCGUGGUUGCUCAAGGCGGCGACAGAGGAGUGCAGGCAACGGUUUGGCGACUCUUUUGGCGUAGACUUGACACUUGCCAAGUACCAGUUGGAGAUCUGGGAGAAGGCACAGGAGGAUGCGCCCGCCCCACCUCAGGAUCGCCGGCCCAGUUGGCUCAGGCUUGAAACACAGCCUCGCUCUCAUCCUGAGCGAGCUGAUGUGCCACCUUUGGGUCCAGUGUCCGUCGAGGAGAGAGCCAAGGCAGCCUUGCGUGCUGUGAUGUUCUAUCAGCCUCCGCAGGCCGAGCUCCUGCGUUUGGCCAUUGCACGUGCACGUCGAGUGGGUGUUGAAUCGGAGCAAGCUGAACAGUUGCUCCAGGAGGAACGUGAGGUGGAGCGAGCGCUUGAACAGCUGCGCCGGGCGUCAGCCGCUCGAGAUGUGCGAGCACUGCGACGGGCCAUUGCAGACUGCACCGACGCUGGAGUAGACCAGCGGGUUUUGAUGCCUGCAACGUCGCAGCUUUGUGAAGCUGUGAGUGAACUCCUGCGGCGUGCGCAUCAGCAUGGCCUUUCGCUCGCCAUCUUGAAUGAGUUAGACAGGGAGCGCCAAGAGGUCCGUUGUGCACUGGCGGAGACACAAUGUGGUCUUCGUAGCAUUUGCCGAGUACGGCCACCCUUGGCCCAGGAGUUGCGUGAGGCCUGGAGAAUGAAUGCAGGCCUUGCUCCUGUACUGAGGCGAGUUGAUCGACGCACCUUGGAGGUUACCUUGGAUGGCAGCUAUGUGACCUGUGACUUCAGCGCCGUGCUCGGGCCAGAGAGCACCCAGGCCGAGACCUACGGGGAGCUCACAGGUUUUGCUCAAGCAGCCCUGGAUGGCCGCGAUGUGGCCAUCAUGGCUUGUGGUGCUGGCCCUGGGGCGGGCACAAGCUACACAUUGUGUGGAACUGCUGAGCAGCCUGGAGUGGUACCCAGGCUACUAGAGGAACUGUUUGCGAUGAAAGAUCGGGAGCUUUGGCGUUCAGAGAUUCACUUCGAUGUGCAGGCCCUGGAAUUUGUGGAAGACAAGCCGCCGACUGAUCUUCUGACCCCCGAUGGCUGCUUCCUGGAACAGAUUCACGCCAAGAGACCUUGCUACAGCCAAGGCCAAGGGAUGUUUGCUCCAGUGCAGUUGGAGGGCGCAGCAACACGUCGUGCCGCCAAAGUGCAAGAAGUGAAAGACUUGGCCGAGGAGAUUUGGCAAGCGCCUUGCCACGCUGAUCGCCAAGCAGUGCUGAUUCUCCACAUUCGAAGGACCAAUCGCCAUACAGGCGUCAUGAUUCGAAGCCGACUGGUCGUCGCUGACCUUGCCGGCAAGCGUCCAGCAGUCCUUGACCGCACUGUGAGCCAAGCAAUUGCAACGUCAGUUGCACUACGCCGCAAGAGCAGCGGCAUUGCGAUGUCCACCUGGUCAGCAACAGCUGCACCCGAGGCAGCUCCACAGGGCUCUGGUAGCCAGGUCUUGACCACGCUGCUUCUAGAUUGCUUCAAUGCUGACCGAGCUCGGAUCGCGCUGGUGAUCUGCUUGCCCCCCACAGCGCCGGACAGGGAGAAAGUGCUCAGCGUUCUGGAGGCACUAGGCUUGCGACAAAGUUGGGUGCAGACUGCCGAAACUCGUGCAGAAAAGCGAUUUCAAGCACCACCCCAGCCCAUCGAGCUGCCGGGCAUACCGAAAUUGCCACCUUCGCCCGUGCUUCUGCAGAUGACAUCCUCACCCGCCUCCUCUCCCAAAAAUUCUGGGACGACCACCUUUGCCUUCGAAUCGAAACUGGCUGAAGAGGACCUGUGAAGCCGAGCGAAGCCAAGCGAAGCCGCGAAGCCGAGCUGCGAGCGGUUUGUGCCAUGCCUGGCCUAAGGCCGAGCUGCACGGUUUACUGUACAUUCUUUUGCACUCGUUUCAUGCUGAGAUCCGGGAGAGG